This is a messenger RNA of Cinara cedri, 979 nucleotides long. The record is from the annotation of a GenBank genome assembly. Lineage: Eukaryota; Metazoa; Arthropoda; Insecta; Hemiptera; Aphididae.
CGGGACAUCAGUAAAUCAUCGUCCGCCGUCGUUCGCCGCCAGUUAUCAAACACCCGUCGCACACACACACCAAUAAUCAAUCCGAAAUGAGCGUAAAAAUGGUAAUUAUCAUUGUUAUUCGUUUACUCGUCGCCGGAGCGGGAUCGACAGGGGCUUAGGGGGCUAUAGACGUGUACCGCGAGUCGAAGGGAGUGUCACACGAUGUGUAUACUUACAAACUAUAAGAUUUCGCUAUCGUUAAACGCGAGUCAAACGAACGAAUUCCAAAAUUACUUGACGCAACAUUUAUGUGCGCACGUUUUUUUUUUUUAUUAGUUUGGAUCCGGCCGGGUACUCGAUAAGGAUUGUAUCCUUGUCACACCGAUCGUCUCUUGUUCCAGUACAGAUAAUGCGACUCGUUGUCUGAUGUUCGCGUGUCUGUACGGAAAUGUUUACGGUUUUCAGGGGAUUGACGAUACUGUCGUUCGCAUAUAUCGUAAAAUAUUAAUAUUUACACGUUUUUGAUUGACAGUCGUUGUUCGCGCUGUUCGCUUGCAGUCUCGCCGUCCUGUCCGCCGCCGCGCCCGCACCGUCAGGAGUGCCACUAGCCCUAUCGGCUCCGUUGGUGGCGCCCGCCGCCGCAGUGGUCGCCGCCGCCCCAGCCCCGGCGCCGGUGGUCACCGCUUACAGCUCGCAGUACGUGGCCAGGAACUACAACGGCAUUGCCGUCGCCCCGGCCGUCGUCCCGUCCGCGGCCUACUUGAGCUACCCGCAGGUGUACGCGCCGUCGUACGCACCGGCGUACGCGGGCCCACUGGUCGAGGAAUAUCUGUUCUGAACGGCACAAGUUUAAAGCACUCAACUGCUCUUCGCAACACGAAUACGUUUUCUCUUCGAUUUUACAUUGUUCUGUACCUAUAUAUAAUAUAAUGUUGUAAUAUUUUGUAAAAAAAAAAAAAUGAAUAAUAAAAAACCAGCUAAAGGCCUUUUAAACUACAAA